This is a messenger RNA of Paramacrobiotus metropolitanus, 2322 nucleotides long. RefSeq lists its product as uncharacterized. NCBI's taxonomy places the organism in Eukaryota, Metazoa, Tardigrada, Eutardigrada, Parachela, Macrobiotidae. Gene Ontology annotation, molecular function: protein binding. The record is from RefSeq and is a predicted model, not a curated record. The coding region runs from base 273 to 2042 and encodes 589 amino acids. The transcript has 4 exons.
CUGUGCAACUGCCCAAGUUUAAAUUCGUUAUUUUAAAAUGGCCAUGUUUAACAAAUCCAAUGGAGAAAGUACCCUUCCCUCCUUAUGCUGGUAACAUUAUCCCUCUCUUGCGGCGUCUCAUCAUCAUGCGGGCAAAGCAACAUCAAUUUUGUAGAUCCUGUUGCUCCCACAAAUUAUCGAUCGACUGGCCACGCCAUCACCGCUACGUAAAACAUUUCUUAGCCAGGUAAAUAUCAGGCCUUCCUCAACCUUCCUUUAUUGUAACGGUAGAAAUGGCCAGUCAAAGUUCAGCGCCGCAAUCGGCCAUAGCGCGUUUCAGUCGUUGGAUUCGUAAGCGUUGGAAAUCCCUGUCACUAGGCCGACAACGCAACAGGGACUUUAUCCGAGCAGAACAUUCUGCCGCCGCCCUGGAACCCUACGACGGCAGCUGCCGUCAGAUUUUGGGGAAUAACCUGCAGCCAGUUAUUUACGAAUUCGCAGCGGGACAGUUCUCUCUGGGCUAUGUGUGCGAUGUGGACUGGUCGGGACGGCGCAUUUUGGUGAAUUUCGCCUGUCACAACCGCCCACCCCGGUGGUUGCCAAUUAGGAAGGUUCACCAGCAACAGACUGUCAAGGUUAACAAAAUCUGCCCUGAAACGCCGGUCCUAGCCGCGUGCCGGCUGAACUCCGACGAACCCUACGUAUUCCAACCGGCGCGAAUCAUCUUUCCUGAUAGGUACGGCCGUGCCGGUCCAAUCUGCGUGGAAGUGACACUCCCGGGCAGCGGUAUCCGUACUCGGAAGUUUCUUCAUCCUAUCCAGCUGCGGAUUAUCCCGGAGAAUCCGCGAAACCACCGGGAAAUCGAUGAUUUAUUUUCCGUUGUUGAAUACUGUCGCCUGCUACAAAAACAGACGGUGCUUCUCGAGGCAGGACUGGAUGCGGAAAAUAUUGAUUUGCAGUGUUUAUUGCGAACACUGAACAACAUUUCUUAUAUGAAAGUGGUGCAGAUAUGGCUAGACAAAAAAUAUUUACACUGUGUUUACACGAAAAACCAAGCGGGCUUACUUGAUAGCUUGGAGUUGGAAGGUCUGGUCCGCAAAUCGUACCGGUGCGGCGCCAUCGUGCCCGCAGUACUUCCGUAUCCCGACCACCCUGACCCCAAUGAUAGCCGCUAUACAUCUUUGGGAAUGCUACCGUGUGAGCUGCAAGAGUGUAUCCUGCUAGAAAUCCCCGACGUUCACAGCAUCGUUAGCCCUCAGAGAGUAUGCAAGAUCUGGUACGAUAUGCUGACCGGUCGCCACCGCAAGCAAAACAUAGCUAUCGACCUGACCAACCUACUAUCCGAUGGUUCAAACGACCACGAGCAACAGUAUCGCCGCACUCAUCUGCUGAAUGUUCUCGACAAUGCCGUGAAAACGGCCACCCAGUCGCUGACGCUGAUGAACGGCGACCUGAGCCCGGACUUGGAGCUGUAUGUCUAUCAGUUUCUAUCGUUAAAGGUCACACGCCUGCGGAUGAUCGUCCUGAAAAAUGUUUGGUGCUUUGACGCCCUUGCGGAAAAAAAGGCGAAUCAGGCACUGAAAUGGGCUAACCUCCGUCACUUGACGCAAGUUUGCCAGGUACUUCAUCUGCGUGACGUCACUUUUCCCGCCUUGCUCGAGACUAUCACCGGUUUAUGUGGAAUGCCGGCUGAUUUGCGGCAGGACGUUGACGUUUUCGUGAAGAAAGUUGCCCUGCAAUCCACGCUCAGCGAAACCGAUCGACUACGGCAAUUUCUGAUGGCUUUGAACGCCAGUUGUCCUGAACUCUCCGUAUGUGAUUCGGAAGAAGUUGAUAGAGCCUGCCACGCGAAGAUCAAACAAUCCAAAAUGUCAUUCCUCAUGCCAAAAUUACUGAAUGAACUGGUGACCGGGCAUCCACAGCCGCCGCUGUGCAGCCUCGCAGCCCAAGUCUUCCGCUACCAGUAUCCCAUCGCGAAACCGGUCAGCUCCAGCAGCCGUCGGAACCGUCCCAUGUCACAUGUUCCCAGCCACAUGAACGGAGCAGCGAUAAACCAGCAUUAAAAUUAUUGGUCUUGUAUUAACCUACAUAUGUUCGACUACACCAACCUUCGCCCGACUCGGUACUUUUUAGGAGAUGUCUGAAAAGAUUUUGUAUCCAAAAAUUUGGCCAUCAGAUGCCUUCGUGAGGGAAUGGAUUAAUUAGCACUGAUGUUCUUCAACGUGGCGAUUAUGUUCUUCAUCGCUAACCGUAUCUCUAACUGAUAACAGAUUUUGCUUUGAUGAUCGAAGCUGAUGCUUUUCCUUCUGUGUAUCGUCAUUGUUUACAGACUGAUUGGCUGUA